Molecule: messenger RNA, 7965 nt
Organism: Nerophis ophidion (straightnose pipefish)
Lineage: Eukaryota; Metazoa; Chordata; Actinopteri; Syngnathiformes; Syngnathidae
Gene: wscd2
Product: WSC domain containing 2
Exons: 10
Coding region: 973-2667 (564 amino acids)
Molecular function (GO): sulfotransferase activity
Source: RefSeq, a predicted model, not a curated record
GUGUGUUGUGUUGUGUCUCUUUAAGUGCGGCAGGCAGUGCUGUUGGUCCGCGUAGGAGCCGCGCUGCACGCCGCUGCCUCUCCGCAGCUUUGCACUGCCGUCCUUCACCUCGGACGGGGGCCGACCGAGGCUAUAAGCUCAUCCCGCAGACCUGUGUCAAAUCCAACGCCGCGGCGGAACAGAUGCCAGAGGCAGGGGGAACAAGGAGGGCGGGCUGCCUGGAGCGGACGGGUGAGCCUGCGGGGACCACAUGACUUAUUAGUGGCGGGCUCCCAGGGAGCUGCAAGCGGCGAGUCGCGGCACAUCUGCGGCGUGUAGAUUAUUGAAGAGCACUCAGACUGCGCUGGAGCUCGUAACACCGAACUGGGGAAACUAAAGACAAUACGGAAGAACAUGUUGAGUUUUCACAAGAUGUGGAGACCUGCUUCUGACUUGGCUGCCGUCGACUUCCCUGAGACACUGCGCGUCAACACCCGGCCGUGGACCUACACUUCCGACUAUCAGACGAUUAGUCACGCCAUGAAUCUCUUGGAUCCCCAGGAGGAGCCGACCACUCAAAGGUGAAAGGAUUUCAGCUUGGCCACUAAAUAAAACCCACUUCCUGCUGCACAGCGUGGGAGAAAGUGCCACGGCGGUGCUGGUAUGGCAUCUCUGUAGGCUGAUAACCGGCGUGAAAGGAGUUGUGAGUGAUCGUUGUGCACUCCUUUUCUUACUGGAUGCACAGAGCGAGCACCCUUGGCUGGGAACAGGACAGGAGCAGACACUCACAUGGACUCUCACAGGUGUAUGAUAGGCUUCUUGGCGCAGCUGAAGUCAUGUCGUUAUCUGGAUGAUCUUAGUCGCAGAUUAACACACCAAGACUGUCCUUAUUUGAAUUACCUUUUAUUGUCAGCGGGAAGCAGGAAGAGCUGCUGCUGAUUUGUCUGCUGCAUGAGAGUUCAUCACUGGGCCCGUGUGCUCCAGUGAGCCAGCAUGGCCAAACCUCUGCUGAAGAUACAGCGUUAUUUCCGCAGGAAGCCCGUCCGCUUCUUUACGCUCAUCCUGCUCUACCUGACCGCCGGAAGCCUCGUCUUCCUGCACGCCGGCUUUGUUGGAGACGGCGGCCCCGGAGGGCGAGGGGGGCGCGACGCCAUCGUAGCCUCAGAGACGGGCGGCCACACCGCGUCGUCAGACAGUCGAGGACUGGGCAUCAUGCGAGUGUUCAAGGAGGCUCACAGGUCUGGGCGAGGCUACGCCCCAAUGUGGAAAAAAAAGACCAGUAUGUCCACAGAGGGCAAAGAUGGAGACUACUCCCACAACUGGAACCGUGCACUGAAGGCCCGCAAUGCUAAAGACAUCGACGACGGAAGAGCAAAAUAUAUCGGCUGCUACGUUGAUGACACACACAAGAGGGCCCUGAAAGGAGUUUCCUUUUUGGACUACAAAAAAAUGACUGCCUUCCGCUGCCAAGACAAUUGUGCAGAGAGAGGCUACAUGUACGCAGGUCUGGAGUUCGGAGCCGAGUGCUACUGCGGUCACAAGAUUCAGGCGGCCAACGCUUCAGAGAGCGAAUGCAACAUGGAGUGUAAAGGAGAGAAGAGCAACAUGUGCGGAGGAGCCAACCGGCUAUCCAUCUAUAGGCUGGAGCUGAGCCACGAGUCGGCACGGCGCUACGGCAGCGCCAUUUUCAAGGGCUGUUUCCACAGGCCGGACAAUGUCACUUUGGCGCUCCCUUUCAGCGUCUCCAUCCAAAACAUGUCCGUUGACAAAUGUGUCGACACGUGCACGGAGAAGGAGAAAUCUCUCGCCGUCCUGGCUGGAGAUCGAUGCCACUGCGGGUUCCCGACCCCCUUCUUCUCCCUCCACGAGCCGGAGGACGAGGGCAUGUGUCUCCACCGCUGCCUCGGCGAGGAGUUUGAAAGCUGCGGCAAUGACGAGUACUUUGUGGUGUACCAGACGCAGGUGCAAGAUAAUCGCUGCAUGGACCGUCACUUCCUCCCCGCUCAUGCCAAUCAGCUGGUUGCCCUCGCUAGUUUCCCCGGAGCGGGUAAUACCUGGGCUCGCCACCUCAUAGAGCUCGCUACUGGCUUCUAUACCGGCAGCUAUUACUUUGACGGCUCACUCUACAAUAAAGGAUUUAAAGGUGAGCGAGACCACUGGCGGAGCGGGAGGACCAUCUGCAUAAAGACGCAUGAGAGCGGCAAGAAGGAGAUCGAAACUUUUGACUCCGGCAUCCUCAUGAUCCGAAACCCCUACAAGGCUCUGAUGGCUGAGUUCAACCGUAAAUAUGGCGGGCACAUUGGCUUCGCCUCCCAGGCCCACUGGAAAGGAAAAGAGUGGCCCGAGUUUGUGAAGAACUACGCCCCCUGGUGGGCGUCCCACACCUUGGACUGGCUCAAUUACGGGAAGAAGGUCCACGUGGUGCACUUCGAGGUCCUGAAGAGAGACCUGUUCGCCCAGCUGAAGCGCAUGGUCCAGUUUUUGGGCCUGAGGGUUUCCGAGGAGCGUCUGCUCUGCGUGGAGGGCCAGAAGGACGGCAACUUCAAGAGGUCGGGGCUCCGGAAACUGGAGUACGACCCGUACACACCUGAGAUGCGGGCCGACAUCAACGAACUGAUUAGAGCGGUGGACGCCGCUUUGAGGAAGAGGAACAUGUCCGGCGUCCCUGGUGAAUAUAUGCCCAGAUGAUAUUUGUGAUCCUCAGCCAUAGUGGCUUAUUAUUAAUUGGGAAGAAAUAAUAACGCAUUUAGUUUACAGUAAGGAAAGGAUUCAUAUGGCCUCAUUCAUCCGUUUGCAAUGCAGUCUGCUGAAAAUGACGGAAAGCGCCGCGCUGUGUGCCACAAAACACAUUUAAGAGUAUUCAACUCUCUACUGCCGUCUGGCGGCUAAAGAGGAUAGUGCACCCCUCCGCAAUUUGUCACGCUUCACGUGUCAGGUAAACCGCAACGAAUGUGGCCGUUAUGAAUCACCCUUCCUGCUGUGUGAGACGGCCCUUUUCAUCCUCUUCCGUGCACAAUUAGGCAUGUGCACACGCCUUAACACGAAGAGGUGCAUUUCCUACGCUUUUUCGAGGGCUCGCUUAUUUUCCCCGAAGGCGGGGAAGUGAGACGUAAACGUCGUCCGUCGCACAUUUGUUCUCACGCCAGGAAAUAGGUGCAAUAUGCAGGCGAGAGCGACCUGAAAGCGAUGAUACUGUGUGGGUUUUUUUUUUUAAAGUCCUCCUCGGCAGGAGGAUUUCCCUUUUUUUUUUUUUUUCAUGAUAAAGUUCUCAGUUCCUUUUUGAGGAAGAUGCCGGCGAGUCGAAAGGGAGACGUAAUUUGUCCUGACAGCGUUUAUUUAUCUCACACACGUGACCAGUCUCGGGAAUAUGUUCUCCUGUCACCGGAUUCAGCGGCGGAAACCCAAAAAGCACGUGACAGUGCAACACUUUGGCCCAAAGAUUUCUCAAGAGUCCUUCUUUGUGUGCUUUAGUUCUUUUAUAACACUAGACUUAUUUUGUUUGUGUUUUAUGGUUUUGCUGUGAUAAGGGCAAUGAAAUAGUUAAGCAAGCUGCAAAAACUCUACUUUUCACAUCCGUGCUCCAAACACGCACGGGCAGCACCUCAGUCAAGGACUGAACACAGUGAUACCUCCUUUUUCAUGAGUCAUCACACAAAACCCCAAAUGGACGUUAUUAACGUUUUUUUGGCGAUGAGCAGAGAAGGAAACAUGUAUUCUUUCUUUGCUAAGACUUUGAAUUCAAUAGUGUUUCUCACUUUCUUUAUCAAAGUGCUGGUACUCGCAACUUUCUUUGGCCCCAGAGUGACUUAUUUUGCAGUCUUUCCAUGGAGGUUAAUUUGUCUUUUUUAAGAAAGUGUUUUUUUUUUGGACACUGAAUUUAUCUAACUGAAAUUUUUGCUUUUGAAUCUUGUGAGCUGAAUUUUUUUGACAUCCAAUUUGAUCGAAUAAAAGUUUGCGAGCCAAAUAUUUGUUUAAAAGUUCAGUGUAUGAAAUUUCAGCGUCUGAAAACUCUGUUUUUAAAAAUUCACUGUUUUAGAAUUCAGUGUAUAAAAAUGUAGUUUAUAAAAAUUCAAUGUUUUAAAACUCAUUGUUUUAAAAUUCAGUGUAUAAAAAUUCAUCGUCUAAAAAACUGUUUGAAAAUUCAUUGUUUUAGAGUUCAGUGUACAAAAUUAAGUUUAUAAAAAUUCUGUGUUUUAUAACUCAUUGUUUUGAAAUUAUGUGUAUAAAAAUUAAUUGACUGAAAAUUCAGUUGAUAAAAUUUUGGUUCAUGAAACUUCAUUGUUUUCAAACUCACUGUUUUAGAAAUUCAGUAUAUAAAAAAUCAGUGUUUAUAUAUUCAGUUUAUAGUGAUUCAGUGAAUAAAAAUUCUGUUCACGAAAUUCCGUCUACAAAAAAUGAUGUAUACAAAAAAUCAGUGUUUUAAAACUCAGAGUUUAUAUAUUUAGUAUAUAGAAAUUCAGUUUGUAAAAAUGAAUUGUGUAUGUAUGUAUAUAUAUAUAUAUAUAUAUAUAUUUUUUUUUUUUUUUUUUUUUUUUUCCCCCAGUUUAUACAAAUUUAGUGCUGGAAAUUCCGUUUAUAGAAAUUCAGUAUAUAAUAAAUCAGUGUUUUAAAAUUCAGUGUGUAUAUAUUCAAUUUACUGAAAUUCAGUGUGUAAAAAUUAAGUGCUGAAAAUUUUAGUGUCUAAAAAUUUAGUGUAUAUAUAUAUUCAGUUUAUAGAAAUUCAGUGUAUAAAUAGUCAGUUUAUAAAAAGUUGGUGUUUUAAAACUCAGUACUAAAAAAUUCAGUGCAGAAAAUGUCGCUGCUUGAAAAUGCAACACCCACUUUUGGUAAAUUAAGACAGAAGCAAUCGAUCUUGUCUCAGAACCAACCAAUGAGGUGUCAAUUCAGUUCACAAAAUUCCAUUGCAAAAAAUUCAGUGUCAGAAAAUAAUCUUUCGUGUUGAAGACACAAAUGAACAUCCAUAUUAUACUCAAUAAGAAAAACACUUAACUAGGGCACAGAAUGAUACGCGGGCAAAGGAACCAGUUUGUUAGAUGCACUGAUGACCCGUCAUUAGGGCUGCAACAAUUACAUUGAUUACAGUCAACUCUGGUAAUUGGUUCCGGACAUGACCAUGAAAUAGGAAUCAUUACUUAUUAAUCCAAUAUUAUCAAAGCUACAGCAUUAAAAAACUGCUUAUGAUGUCUAAAUACAUUUUAUCACAUUAUGAGAACCCUUUAGACAUGAAAUAACACCCUUUAAUCACAUUUACACUCUUGAAUCCAGUAUAGUAAUGCUGUCUGAGGCUGAGCCAAUCAGGAGCCAUAAUACUGAACAGCGCUCUCUGACUAGCUUGUUCUCAUCUAGAGGCCUAUAUUAUUCUAUCAUUGAUAGUUGAGUUCAUUUUUAUGUUUAAAAAUGCUUCAUUUAGGGCGAAAAUGUUGGAGAAAAUGCUUAAAGGAACAGAAGAAAGUCAGCAAUGUGGUGAAGCCGCAAUAUUUGACGGUAAUUCGAUAUGAAAAAAGCUUUGAUUUACAUCCCAGUGCUUGGAUUAAUCGUUUAGUGAGUAACUAAUACAACAAUUUGUCAAAAGUAUUAACAAGUUUUUAAUAAAUUAUAUGAAGACUUUAUUUUAUAUUUUUAUAAAUGCACACACUAAAAAAUAUAUAUAUUUUUUCUUUACUAAUGAUGAUGUGCAUUUCUUCUAAGAAAAAAAAGCGGUAAAAUUGUUGUUUAUUUCAACUAUUUCCCCUAUUUUCCCUAUAAUUAUUAUUAUGAUAUUCGAUUCAUCCACGGGUCGGCAACCCAACAUGUUGAAAGAGCCAUUUUGGACCAAGAAUACAAAAAACAAAUCUGUAUGGAGCCCCCAAAAGUUAAAAGCCUUAUGUGAGUCUUCUAAUGAAGGCAACACAUUAAGUAAGUGUCUCAGAGGGUGAGAUAACUCCUGGAAAUGACUGGCUUAGAAAGGUAUAGAUGUGUGUGUCCAAGUUAAAGGAAAUGACAGGCUGUCAUCUUCCAAUGGAUUUUUUACAACCUUUGCAAGCUGUGUAACGUUUGCUGUGGUCUGGAAUAACAUGGUAAUGUUUGCUGUGGUCUGGAACAAAAUGGUACACAAUCAGAAAUGCAGCCAAUACAAAUAAUGUUAAAGUUAAAAGUUAAGGUAUCAAUGAUUGUCACACACACACUAGGUGUGGUGAAAUUUUUCUCUGCAUUUGACCCAUCACCCUUGAUCACCCCCUGGGAGGUGAGGGGAGCAGUGGGCAGCAGCGGCGCAGCGCCCGGGAAUCAUUUUUGGUGAUUUAACGCCCAAUUCCAACCCUUGAUGCUGAGUGCCAAGCAGGGAGGUAAUGGAUCCCGUUUUUAUAGUCUUUGGUAUGACUCGGCCAGGAUUUGAACUCACAACCUACCGAUCUCAGGGCGGACACUCUAACCACUAGGCCACUGAGCAGGCGUCAGUAAUGUAUAUAGCUGCAGACGAAGCAUAAUGACGCAAUAUGUACACACAGCUAGCCUAAAAAGCAUGUUAGCAUUGAUUAUUAGCACUCUACGCAAGUCAAUAACAUCAGCAAAGUUCACUUUUGUGCAUUCACGCACAGCAUAAAAAGUUUGGUGGACAAAAUGAGACAAAGAAGGAGUGGCAUGAAACACGUCUUUCUGUGGCAGAGUAGUAGAAAGUUGUACAUGUAAACCAGGGGUCUGGAACCUUUUUGGCUGAGAGAGCCAUACAAGCCAAAUAUUUUAAAAAGUAUUUCCGUGAGAGCCAUAUAAUAUUUUUUAAGACUGAACACAACUAAAUGUGCGCAUUUUAAGUAAAACCAACAUUUUUAGAGUAUAAUAAGUCUCUUAUUCUUUUUAAUAACACUGUUAUUCUGAAGCGAACCAACAAUACAUAAAAUACUUCUUACCAUUAAUGUGACUUCUUAAAUAGGUGCGGUAGAAACCAGAUGGAUGGAUUAAAAUGCAUUAGAAUGUUUUAUAUUUUGAACGUUAUUUUUGACACUAUGACUACCAGCGGAAUUAUUCAUUACUUAUUGUAUUAAGCAAUGUCAGCUAAGAUUUAUCUGAGAGCCGGAUGCAGUCAUCAAAAGAGCCACAUCUGGCUCUAGAGCCAUAGGUUCCCUACCCCUGAUGUAAACCAACUACGGUGAGUUCAAGGACCGCCAAAAUUAGUAGGACAAAACAGUGCUGGCCAAAUAGAUGGAUAGAUGGAUAGUACUUUAUUGAUUCCUUCAGGAGAGUUCCUUCAGGAAAAUUAAAAUUCCAGCAGCAGUGUACAGAGUUGAGAUCAAUUUAAAAAAAAAAAAAAAAAAAGUAAAAAGUAAAUAAUGGGGGUUUAAAAGGAAACAAAAUAGAGAAAUAUUACAAAAAGAAUAAAAACAAUGUCAAACUAAAUACUGUCAUCAGUGAAGCAUAAACAUAUUAAACAGUGGGCUUUCUAACAAUUAGGAAGGUGUGUCCUCCUAUAAAAAAACAAUAUUAAAACAACAAAUAUAUAUUUUUCCCCCCAUCUUUUUCCAUUUUUAAAAAAGCUCCAGAGAGCCACUAGGGUGGCGCUAAAGAACCGCAUGUGGCUCGCUGACCCCCGGAUUAAUCAAUUAAUUCAUGAAAUAAUCGAAAGCUGCAGCCCUGCACGCAAAACUGUGAUUUUAUGGAACUUUUUUGUUGGACGCCGAAUUCUCCAAAAACAAGAAGGUAUGAAAACCGAGGUAACACUGUUAAAAAAAACUAAAAAAAACUGAUAGAGCCAAGAGACAAUGACAGACUUUCAUUUUUAGGAGACUUUUUGCCGUAUAGCUCUAUUUUUCUAAUGUGUGUUCACACAUCCAGAUAUUUGUACGAGAAGAAAGGAAUAAUAGACACUUGUUUCUAUUUUUGACAGAGGCUUUAGACUUUAUUGGCUCUUGCCGUGGUCGACACUUGAGCACGAGUGUCACAUUUGAAUGUACGGCCAUGGAGAGAAUGUACUGUGAUGAUGCAGCCCAAUAAAUUAGUACAUUGGCAAACGUC